This is a messenger RNA of Lytechinus variegatus (green sea urchin), 1281 nucleotides long. RefSeq lists its product as uncharacterized. The transcript has 6 exons. The record is from RefSeq and is a predicted model, not a curated record. Bases 152 to 475 code for a protein of 107 amino acids. NCBI's taxonomy places the organism in Eukaryota, Metazoa, Echinodermata, Echinoidea, Temnopleuroida, Toxopneustidae.
AUCACCUAGGUGUGAUAAGGUCGUCUUGAUACUGGUAACAACGUGAUCUUCAAACCUGACUGAUAAAAUAGUUCAUUUGAAAAACUACGUUUGACACAACUUAUUCGUCAUUGUUUUCCGCUCCUCGAACAACUUAAAUUCUUCAAGCAAAAUGAAACGCCUUUUGGUGGUUGUUCUCGUUGCAGUUAUUCUAGCGGCUGGAUUAGUGGAUGAAAUAGAUGCUAAACUUGCUUCUUCUAAACAUCGCCAUGUAGCUCCUCCACCAUCACAUAUAAGAAGUGCAAGAGAUUCUGCAGGACAUCGUCAUGUAGCUCCUCCUCCCCCAGCACAUGUUAUGAAUAAAAGAAGCUCGAGGGAUGCUGCAGGACAUCGUCAUGUAGCUCCUCCUCCAGCACAUGUUAUAAAUAAAAGAAGCUCGAGGGGUGCAUUCAGAAAUCGUAAUCUGGCUCAUCCUCCUCCACCUUCGUCAAAUUGAAGAUACAUGCAGAUCUUACUUUGGAGAUGAUGAUUGUCGGUAUUGAGAUGAGUUAUGGAAUACUUCACUUGGAUGGACCUAACAUGUUCUAUGUCAUAUAACCACCAGAACUUCGGAUUAUAUCUAUAAAAAAAAUCAGUUGUACAAUGUUCCACACUUGUAAUAUAGCAUGAUGAUAUUUUCUUUAAUUUGAAAAUUAUUGUUUUCAUUCAUGUUCUGAAUGAAACUUAAUCGAUCUGGCAUGUAUUUGCAUGAAAAUCAAUAAACAUUAAAAUUUGGAGCAAUACUAUUUCAUCAAUAUAUUCAUGUCGAUGAGAAUAUAUAGUUCCUGAUAUUUUUCAACCUCCCUCAGGGAUAAAGCGUACAUGAACAAAAAAAAUACUUUCUGCGUUAAAGUUAUUAUCACCGAGGAAGAAAAGGUCCCUGGAAAUUUGAAGGAGAUAAAUUCCAAUUGGCAACGCUGCAUCUAAUCACAGGUUAAUAACGUCAAAGUCAAUGCUUGUUAUAUGAAAUUGCGUAUAAAAAUGUAGUAUUAUAAAUUUUCCCAUCAGGGAGGUCAAAUAUUAUGCUUGAUAUAAAUUUUUCCCGUAAAUCAGGAUGAUCGUGACCGUAAUUUUGUUAGCUUUUAUUUUUCUUUGUAUUAUUUUGAUGUAAUUUUAACUAGUAUUUCAUAGCAUCAUGUUAAACAAAAACUAUAGAGAUUACCAAAAGGCAUUUCGAAUUGUGGUGUUUUACCACAAUUCUCGAGCAUCUUAAAAGAAAUGAUAUACCUAUAGUAAAUACAUAUAAAACUUUCAGAAAGCAAA